AUGAUCAUGAUGUCAGGGUGCCUGGUGGUGACUGGAGCCGCCGUGGCUUCCCUGUCCCUCAUCAUCAGUUUGUACAUGAGGCCUGAAGAGGCAUUCCGGUCAAGAUACAGACUCAUCAUGAAAGAAAUGACGGAUACGAAAGUUCCACCAGCUCUUCGAGACAAGGUGGAAACGUUUUACAAGAUGUACUGGCACAAACAGCGUGCUGUCUCCAAGACUCAGCUGCUGCCGACCUAUCCACCAACCCUGCCCGCUACUAUUAACCUUGACAUCUAUUUCGAAGCGACACAGAAGAUACUCUCAGAGCUCGCCAAGAAAAUGGAGACCAUCCACUACAUCCCUGGAGACGCCAUCAUCAAGCGAGGAUCUAAGAAGUGCAGGAUUAUCUACAUCACUUAUGGAGAUGUUGAAAUGUUGACAGCUGAGGAUGACACUACAGCAAUACUGCGGAUGACGCGCGGUACCGUGCUGACUCCGUGCGGGGGAGCGGCUGCAGAGGCCCUCACCAGCUCACAUAUUGCCGAUCACAUUGAAAGGGUGAAAAGGCACUACUGUAUGAAGGAACCAGUUGAAGCUAUGCACAAGAGCAGUAUCCUGCAGUUCAAUCGCAAUUUGAUAGCGUUGAAGAGCAUGAAGAAUAGUCAAGGCGUUCCCUUGCUGGCCAGUCCUGACAUCUUUCUGGAGAUUGCUGGCUGCUACAUCAUAAGAAAUGUUCAUCCAUACAAUCUGAUAUUCAAGAAGGUUGUUACCAUGGAGUUUAGGUUCUUCGACUUCGCUAUGACCAUCGUGUAUGUGUUGGACCAUAUAGUAUACUUGUCUACAGGAGCAAAUGUUGAGGAAGGAGUGCCGAUAACAUUUGCACAGACAUCUUCGAAACAGAUGCGCAGCCACUGGUUCGUGCUGAACGUGGUGGCCACGCUGCCUAUCUUCGAGUUCGUCGGUGAUGGCCAUUUUGCUGGCAUCAAUAAACUCCUCAGCGUGCCAAAGCUGUUCCGUGAACUGAAGAGCUUGGAGGAGAGCUGUGGGUACCGCAGUAACGUGCUCCGUUUCUUGUCCUACACUCUGCUGCUGCUCAUCGCCUGCUACCUCAUUGCCGCCAUCCAACAGGGCUUCAUGUGCUUCCAGUGA
This is a messenger RNA of Spodoptera littoralis (African cotton leafworm), 1128 nucleotides long. NCBI's taxonomy places the organism in Eukaryota, Metazoa, Arthropoda, Insecta, Lepidoptera, Noctuidae. The record is from the annotation of a GenBank genome assembly.